Mollisia scopiformis is the source of this 1485-nucleotide messenger RNA. RefSeq lists its product as uncharacterized. The record is from RefSeq and is a predicted model, not a curated record. The transcript is spliced from 3 exons. NCBI's taxonomy places the organism in Eukaryota, Fungi, Ascomycota, Leotiomycetes, Helotiales, Mollisiaceae. The coding region runs from base 123 to 1088 and encodes 321 amino acids.
CUGUUAUUAAGAAAGACAUCAUCUUCAGCACAAUAACAACUAGCAAUCAAUCGAACCAAACUCUUUUUGUCCCAUAUAAACUAAGCAUUUAUUUCCCCGCGAGUGUAAACACCAUCCUCGGGAUGACAUGCUACAGCCCUCCCAAAAGCCCAGGCCAAUCAGGCACAGCGCAAGAUGGGAACUAUACGUCCUGCUACCCUACUCAAAAAGUUUCAAUGUGCUGUCGGACCGAAGGAGACAGUUGUAGCACGAAUGGAUUAUGCAUGAACACAGUGGGCUCUACAGCAACGUACUGGCGAGAAAGCUGCACAGAUCCAACAUGGACCAGUCCCUAUUGUUUGAAUGCAUUUGAUGUGUGCCCCCUCGAUCAAUCUAAUAACACGCCAGUGACAUUCUGUCAAGGAGAAGGAGGUUACUGUUGUGGGGCAAAUAACCCCAUUUGCUGUGGAACUGAUUCCGAAAUCAUCAUUCCACAAAUCCAAACACCUCCGGCCGGCUCCACAUACUCUGGAGAGGGAACCAAUGUUGGCGCAAUAGCAGGAGGACUAAUUGGAGGCAUCUGCUUCAUUUCUGUGAUCACCUAUAUUGUUUGGAGAUUCUGCAUCAAGUCCAAAAGACAAAUGUAUGAGUCUGCAGAUUGGGCUGAAGACUUCGAAGAACCGGCAGUGGAUCGAUACCACCGAAUAGUACCACCAGUACCCGCCUGGAAGAUGCAAGCUAUACAGGCGGAGCAGACACCGCAUCAUUAUACUAGUCCAAGUCACAGAGAUCCGAGUCAUAGGGCUAGAGUCUAUUCUACCGCUGAUGGAUACAGUUUUUCCACUCGCUCGGGGUUUGCGGCGUCGUCUGCGAUGAGGGAUCCGAGUCAUAGGCCAAAGUAUGAUUCUACUAUCGAUGGGAAAAGCGUUUCUGCUCGAUCAGCGUUGGGGACUUCACUUGCUGACCAAGAUCCGAAUCAUGGGCCUGAGGCUAGUUCUACCGUUGAGGGAAAGAGUGCCAUUGAUGAAAGGAGUGCAAUCGAUGGCAAGAGCGCGAAUGACGUGAAGCGUGUUUCGUUUCUCGAGGAGUUACCGGUCGACGACAUUUAGGAGGUUGUCAGACAUUCGAAAUUCUGAGUAGAGGGCAAACUAAUGUAACAUCAUCAAUGCCGUGUCUAUUUGCCAUCAGUCUAAGAUGCUGGUGCAAGGCUACUGUACGCUGUAUGCAGGAAUUUGGCGAAGAUGUUUUGCUGCGGAUAGUGGUCUGGAUAUCCGGCGCCAGGUCGGGCUUCUUCCGAGAGAAAAUCUAUGAUCCGCGCAAGAAGAUUGACAUAGGAACUUUGCCAAGGGGUAUAAGAUACAUGUGUGAUACAUAUUGGUGAUGAGAUCUGUCUGGAGGAAGCAAUGCUGGAGAAGGAGAUGUGAGGAUGUAGGAUGAAAGAGGGGAGACUUGGCAACAAGAAGAAGAUUGGCAGCAGAAAAUUCUUGAACUGUGUUGUUCGAGAAG